Molecule: messenger RNA, 444 nt
Organism: Choloepus didactylus (southern two-toed sloth)
Lineage: Eukaryota; Metazoa; Chordata; Mammalia; Pilosa; Megalonychidae
Product: embryonic growth/differentiation factor 1-like
Source: RefSeq, a predicted model, not a curated record
UGUCGCCGCCGCCGCUGCGCCCCGGGGGGCGGCCGCCUCCUGGUCUUGCUGGCUCUGCUGCUGCCCGCGCCGCCUCCCGCCCGCGCCCCCGCACCCCCGCGUCCUGCCGCAGCCUUGCUCCAGGCCCUGGGGCUGCGCGACGCGCCCCGGGGCGCCCCCACGUCCCGGCCCGUGCCCCCCGUCAUGUGGCUCCUGUUUCGCGGCCGGGACCCCCAGGAGACCCGGGCCGGCUCCCGACGGACGCCCCCGGGGGCCUUGCGACCGUGCCGUGAGGAGCUGGGGGUCGCCGGCAACAUCGUGCGCCACGUGCCGGGAUCUCGGUGUAGCGGGGCCUGCGCUGGGGGCCGGGGGAUCGCGUCCCGGGGGGCGCCCCGAGGGUCCCCACCCGCGAGAUCCCUGCGCGCCGUGGACCCCGCCCCCCAGCCGCCUCCCACCAUCCCAUAG